Messenger RNA from Mauremys mutica (yellowpond turtle), 2730 nucleotides. It is a transcript of the gene STING1, whose product is annotated as stimulator of interferon response cGAMP interactor 1. The record is from RefSeq and is a predicted model, not a curated record. Gene Ontology annotation, biological process: autophagosome assembly; positive regulation of type I interferon production; defense response to virus. The transcript is spliced from 7 exons. Gene Ontology annotation, molecular function: cyclic-di-GMP binding; 2',3'-cyclic GMP-AMP binding. The coding region runs from base 424 to 1575 and encodes 383 amino acids. Gene Ontology annotation, cellular component: autophagosome; endoplasmic reticulum membrane. Lineage: Eukaryota; Metazoa; Chordata; Testudines; Geoemydidae.
UCUUCUAGGAAUGGACAGUAUCAGUUUAUAUCAGAGACACCUGCAGCUUCCCACUCAGCUUUGCAAAGAACCCAGCCCCUGUGCUGCAGAUUCCUGUGUGACCACAGAACAUGAGAGUGCUCAGCCUCGGUGGGAGGACUGUAAGGGAUUAAUUGCAUGCAGGCUGCUGGUUUCAUUUUCAUUCUCUGGGCUGCUCUUCUCAAUGAAUCAUCAGACUCUGAAUGAGUUUCCACAAACCUCCACCGUGGGUAUCUUCACGCAAAGAUUUCAGUUGUCGUGUGGCAGAGCGACGGGUUCCAAUUUCUGCUCUCGACCUGCCUCGGAAAGCACUAGCUGCAAGUGUGUGGGCCGGGGCGUGGAGCAAACCACCAGAACAGGAGACAUCAGAGCAGCUUCAAGAACCACGGGCUGUUAAUUGCACAGAUGUCUCAUGAAACGGAAAGACCCAGUGUCCAAACUUCCCCGAUCAUCCCCAAACCUCGGGAAGGAAGGGCUCACUACGCAACCUGGGGCUUCAUUGUUCUCUGCAUCUUUGCCCUGUAUCACAUGGAGCAGUCCUGGCACCAUCCCGCAGAGUACAUCACCUUCUACUUCGCGGCCCUGCAGAUCGGAGCUCUGCUCAGAGGGGUUUGUAACUUCAUGGAAGAGAUUUGGCACAUGCAAUCCAGAUACCGCAACAGCUGGUGGAGGGUGGUGGUUGCCUGCCUGAGCCCGAGUCUGCGCCGCCAUAUGCUCCUGCUGCUGAUCAGCAUCUGCGCCCACAUGGCCCUGUUCGGCGAGACUGAGCUGCAGCUCUUCCUCAACCUCAUCCUCCUCUGCCUCUGCCAGCUCCUCAGCUUCGCCUUUGGGCUUCAGAGUCCCUCUGCAGUGGAAAUGUCUGAAAUCUGUGAAAAGAACAACCGCAACGUAGCACAUGGACUAGCCUGGUCUUACUAUGUGGGGUAUUUAAAGUUAGUUCUGCCACGCCUUAAAGACUUGAUCAGUGAGUUCAACAGAGCCAAUAACAAUGUGCUGAAGUGCAAGGAGACCUGGAAAUUGCACAUCCUUCUCCCGGUGAGCUGUGAGAUAUAUGAUGACCUGCAGAAGGCUGACAGCCACAUUCAGUACUGGAAGGAUCUCCCGGCGCUGCAGCUGGACCGUGCUGGCACUAAAUGGAGAAGCUACAAACAAAGCAUCUAUACAAUUUUGGGUGAAGACAAAAAGCUGAAUUACUGCAUUGUGGAAUACGCCCCCCCGCUGCAGUCCCUCUAUGCUAUGUCCCAGGAUGAAAGUGCCGCCUUCAGCAGGGAGGAUCGCCUGGAGCAAGCCCAGCUCUUCUGUAGGACCUUGGGGGAGAUCUUACAGCACUCCAAGGAAUGUGCGGGCUGCUACCGGCUCAUUGUGUAUGAGGAAUCGGGAGACAACGACAGCCAUUUCCUGUCAAAGGAGAUCCUAAGGCACAUCAGACAGCAGCACUUGGAGGAAUACACCAUGUGUGAGGGGAAUCACGAGUCCACCACCUUCCUCUCAACAGAGCCCAAUAUCCUGAUCAGUGACUCGGAGCUACCCGGGCCUCUGCGGAGCGAUGGCUUCUGAAACGUGUGGGUGGGACUGGCAGGUUACUCUCUCUUCAAGCCAGUGGCAUAGCCAGGUUCUAAGAGCAGGGGGAGCAAACAUAAAAAAGGCACCCCCCCUUGGCUCUUCCUCUGGCCACACCUCCCUUGGCUCCUCCUCCGGCCACUCUGCGCCCCCCUCUUUGGCUCCUCCGGCCACGCUGCGGCCAUGAUGCGCCCCCCCCCUCCUCCGGCCGCGCCGCCUCCCUCUUGGAGUCUUGGACCCAACCCCCGGAGCAGCGCUCGGCAGCAUCCCGGGCCCCCACCCUCCCAAGGGGCUUCCGAACCACUUGUGGCGACUGGCAGCUCCGUCCGCCUCGUCCCCCACCUCAUUGCUGGCUUGAAAAGACUUCUGUGCACACCGCCCUCCGCCGCCUCCCCCUGGUCUCUGGGGAGAUUGACUUGAGGAGAAAGGGCAGCCCCUAAGGAAGCAUGGAGGGGGAACUCUCACCUGACCAACGCCAGCCUGAGCGCGGGAGACGCCGGGCAGGCUUCAGCAGCGCUUCUAAGCGAGAGAGGCGAACUGUGUCCUGAAAUAACCCUGCAACUAGGGCAGCGGGGGGCAGGGGGAGUAAUGGGCUGAAAGAGGAGAGCGGGAACGAGCCCGGGCUCUGUUUCUCUUUCUGUUCCCUGGGCCAUCCUGGUUGGCUCCUCCGGCCGUGCCGUGCCGCCCCCGCGGCCCCGGCCCCUCGCAUGGCUCCUCCGGCCACGCUGCACCCCCCCCAUGGCUCCUCUGGCCAUGCUGCACCCCCCCACAUGGCUCCUCUGGCCGCGCUGCGGCCAUGCUGCGCCCCCCCUACUCCUCCAGCCGUGCCCACCGCCCCCCCCCCAUGGCUGGUGCUAUGGUAACCCCUAACUAAGGCACCGCUUUUGGAAAAUGUGCUGAGGGGAAGCUGCUGCUUCCCCUGCACCCCCCCUAGCUAUGCUACUGCUUCAAGCAUACAAAGAGAGAGGACCAAGACAGUUAGGGCCGUCCUUAGGCAUAUGCAGCAUAUACGGCUAUGUAGGGCACCCGAAAAUUUGGCGCACCCCUGGGUCUUAGUGUCCACCCUUCCACCUUUUCCUAUCCCUGUUCUGACCCUUCCUGCAGGCUCCCACCACAGCUGGCUGCUGCAGCCUGGUGAGUCUUCCUCCUGAG